AAUCUCCAAAUUUGGGAAGUUGUGAGCUAAAUUGGACUGAGGAAGUAUCAGCUUUGAAUCUCCAACUUUUUAACAUUUCCAAAGUCGGUCACUUUGGUGCCUCAGUUCUCAACAUACUGAAAGUUUUAAAGAGAAAGAUGGAAGAAAUAGAUCACAAAUUCGUUGAAGUGAAUGGUCUAAAGCUUCAUAUAGCUGAAAUUGGAAGUGGGUUUUCCCCAGUUGUGGUAUUCUUACAUGGAUUCCCUGAAAUUUGGUAUUCUUGGAGGUACCAGAUGAUAGCUGUAGGCAAAGCGGGUUACAGAGCAAUUGCACCCGAUUUUAGAGGAUAUGGGUUAUCGGAUCAACCAACUCAACCCGAGAAAACCACACUUCUCGAUCUUGUCAGUGACCUCCUUGCGCUCCUUGACGCUCUCAGCAUCUCUAAGGUUUUUCUUGUUGGCAAAGACUUUGGAUCUGCUAUCCUCUCCCGUUUUGUUCUUCUCCAUGGGGAAAGAGUCUCUGGAAUUAUUACCAUGGGUGUGCCAUUCGUGCCCCCACAACCUGCCAAUUACUCUGAAAAACUCCCCGAAGGCUUCUAUAUUUCACGUUGGAGGGAGCCUGGGAGAGCUGAAGCUGAUUUUGGUCGCCUUGACGCUAAAACUGUAGUGAGGAAUGUAUACAUUCUUUUCUCCAGAAGUGAAAUACCAAUAGCCAAUGAAGAUCAGGAAAUCAUGGACAUUGUGCAACCAUCGACUCCUCUUCCCCCUUGGUUCUCCGAGGAAGACCUGGCUGCAUAUGGAGCUUUGUAUGAAAAAUCUGGAUUCCGAACUGCAUUGCAGGUUACUUAUAGGAGGUCAAUGCAUGAACAAGCCAACAUUAAAGAUCCAAGAAUUCAUGUUCCAGCACUGUUUAUCACGGGCGAGAAGGACUAUUUUCUGAAAUUUCCAGGAGUCCAAGACUACAUAAGUGGAGGACUCAAAAGUUUAGUCCCUAAUCUGCAGAUGGUUAACUUGCCAGAAGGAACACAUUUUGUUCAAGAACAAUUACCUGAUGAGGUCAAUCGACUCGUGCUCGACUUCCUCACAAAGAAUAGCCAAUCUUGAAAGUCAUCAGCAAGGCUUUGCUGAAGAGUUUUCAACAGUUUGGUUUGUUGCAUUUGUCUAUGAAGCGUGAAUGAUCAGUCCAUCUUUUAUUAAAAUUAUUAUGGGUGCGCAAGGAGAUUCAUCUGAAUAUCUCUUUCGUCGAAAAUUAUACAACAUCAACAAGUUUAAAAUUAUUUUGGUC
Messenger RNA from Solanum tuberosum (potato), 1263 nucleotides. Its product is annotated as bifunctional epoxide hydrolase 2-like. NCBI's taxonomy places the organism in Eukaryota, Viridiplantae, Streptophyta, Magnoliopsida, Solanales, Solanaceae. The transcript has 4 exons. The record is from RefSeq and is a predicted model, not a curated record. Bases 138 to 1082 code for a protein of 314 amino acids. Gene Ontology annotation, molecular function: catalytic activity.